Epinephelus moara (kelp grouper) is the source of this 2732-nucleotide messenger RNA. Its product is annotated as calcium-binding mitochondrial carrier protein SCaMC-1-like. The transcript is spliced from 10 exons. Gene Ontology annotation, molecular function: ATP transmembrane transporter activity; calcium ion binding. Gene Ontology annotation, cellular component: mitochondrial inner membrane. Bases 318 to 1748 code for a protein of 476 amino acids. Lineage: Eukaryota; Metazoa; Chordata; Actinopteri; Perciformes; Serranidae. Gene Ontology annotation, biological process: transmembrane transport. The record is from RefSeq and is a predicted model, not a curated record.
CCCGACUGUCCCCACCCUUCUGCUCAGCUCUGCCAGCCUACCUCAUCCGCAAACUGCCUUCUGCUAAGUUUCAUUGUAUCACCUCUGGCUACCGGGUCGUUCCCUACACCAACUUAUGAGGAUUUUCCCACGACUUUGUUUUGAAGCUGCACCGCGGAAAUCUCUCUGAAAUCCCACGGAUCGAUCCUGGUGCUUGAAACCAGAAGUGCCAACAGCCGCAGGAAUCGGCCUGUGUGUGUGUGUGCGUGUGUGUGUGUUUCCACAGCAGUUAAAUUGCUCAACUUAGCGUCUGUGUUGCUCUCAGUCUCACAUCAAACAUGUAUCAAGUCGUCAGGAAGCUGUUUUUCACGGACUGCUUGUGUGCUGAUGAUGCGUCCAAAACAUACGAAGAUCUGUUCGCCAAGCUGGACACCAACAAGGAUGGGAAAGUGGAUGUGUCUGAGCUGAAGGCGGGCCUGGCUGCCAUGGGUAUCAAGACUGGGAGAGAAGCAGCUCAGAAAAUAGUUUCCUCUGGAGACAAGGACAAAGAUGAGGGGCUCGACUUCAACGAGUUCACCAAGUAUCUAAAGGAACAUGAGAAGAAGUUACGACUGACCUUCAAGAGCUUGGACAAAAACAAUGAUGGUCGAAUAGACAUCACGGAGAUAAAGCAGUCAUUUGCCGAUCUGGGAAUGGACAUCAGUAAAGCCGAGGCAGAGAAGAUCCUUCAAAGUAUUGAUGCGGACGGCACCAUGUCUUUGGACUGGAAUGAAUGGAGGGAGCAUUUCCUGUUUAACCCAGCUACCAACCUGCAGGAGAUAAUCCGCUACUGGAAGCAUUCCUCGGUGCUGGACAUUGGUGACAGCCUCUCCAUCCCAGAUGAGUUCACAGAGGAGGAGAAGACGACCGGUGUGUGGUGGAAGCAGCUGGCAGCGGGGGCCAUGGCCGGUGCCGUGUCCCGUACAGGAACUGCCCCACUGGACAGAAUGAAGGUGUUCAUGCAGGUGCAUUCCACCAAGACCAACAAAAUCAGCCUGGUUAGUGGUUUUAAGCAAAUGUUAAAAGAAGGAGGCCCAACGUCUCUGUGGAGAGGAAACGGUAUCAACGUGCUGAAGAUCGCCCCGGAGACGGCCAUUAAAUUUAUGGCCUAUGAGAAGUAUAAGAAGAUGCUGGCCAGUGAACCAGGGACGAUCAAGACCCACGAGAGGUUCCUGGCUGGAUCGCUGGCUGGAGCCACAGCACAAACUGCCAUCUACCCCAUGGAGGUGAUGAAAACCCGUCUGACCCUGAGGAAGACCGGGCAGUACUCAGGAAUGUUUGACUGUGCCAAGAAAAUCCUGAAGACUGAGGGAGUGAAGGCAUUUUACAAGGGCUACAUCCCCAAUCUCAUCGGCAUCAUCCCCUAUGCUGGCAUAGAUCUGGCAGUGUACGAGAGCUUGAAGAACCUCUGGUUGUCUCGCUACGCCAAAGACUCAGCCAACCCUGGUGUGCUGGUGCUGCUUGGCUGUGGUACUCUAUCCAGCACAUGUGGACAGCUGGCCAGCUACCCCCUGGCUCUGGUCCGCACCAGGAUGCAGGCACAAGCUUCUCUUGAGGGCUCAGAGCAGCUGCCCAUGACCAAGAUUGUGAAGAACAUUCUGCAAAACGAAGGCUUCUUUGGACUUUACCGUGGCAUCCUGCCCAAUUUCAUGAAGGUCCUACCUGCUGUCAGCAUCAGCUACGUGGUGUAUGAGCACAUGAGGGAUAACUUGGGUAUUCAACAAAAGUAGGCAGCAGAGUCAUGUGUGACUGUGUGAGAGUGUCAGAGGAUGAGCAGCAAUUUUUCGUAUUUCAAACACAUUCUUUCAAACGUAUUAGGAAAUCUGUCGUAAAGAACUUGUUUACCAGUAGGUCACCAAAGAUGGAGUCACUGUAGAAGUUUUUAAAGUGAUUGCAGGACUUUGGCUAAACUGUUGAGCCAUUAUAAAAAUAGUUUACAAAAUCCUGCAGUUCUCACACAGGGCUUAUAAUGAUUAAUAAGACUUCUACAGUGUUUCCAUCUGUUAGUAAUUUGUCCAAUUUACAUUUAGGAUACACCCACAGAUUAUAGUGCACUGUAAUUCUCGGGGCUCAGUUUGGAUCAACUGACUUUCAGUUCAAACCAAAGAUGGGGAGUCCGAACACCAAAGACACUCAAGACAUUUUAAGUUGUGUUAUUGUGGAUUUGGGUAGAAAUGGUAAUGUUUUUGUAUCAGUCAUUUUAAGUAUGGGUGCUUUUAUGCCACGUUCCUCUAAUACUUGACCAAAACACACAUUUUUCUUUUUUUUCUUUUGCUUUCUUUAUCAAAAGUAGACACACCAAAAGUUGAAAAUUGACACCUUCCUUUCAUUUACAGACACUUGUUGAGCUUUAUAAACAGUUUACUACAAUAGGGUGUAGUAUUUUGUGAGUGGGGAGCUGUUUCAUGUUGAAAUCUGAGGAAACUGUUGAAGUGCAAUACUGUAUUUACUCUUUGGGGAUUCACAUGCUGGUAUAUUUGAGACAGGUUUGCACUUUUGGAAAUGGAUUUCACUCGAGUUUUGUUGGUCUGUUUUUUUGUAGGACGUCAUUAUUGCACCUUUUCAGUGGGUCUGGUGAACAGGAGAGUAAUGUGCCUUAUGUGCUGUUUCUCAGAUAUCUGUGGACUUCUACACCCUCUAUUUUUUUUCUUGCCUUUCAAUAUUUGGUUCAUUAGAUGCUGGUGUUUACAUUAAUAAAAACAUUUUAACAAACA